AUGAGACGAGACCACCGCACCACUCAAGACGCCACAACAAUGGGCGGAGGCAAGAGUGGCAACAUGACUGCCACCGCCCUUCAGCCUGCUGCGCCAAGAGGCCACGAUGACAGCCACACAAGCGGCCGCCAAGCAGCAGCCGCAGUGAGGCGCUCCCUGCGCCGUCCGCACCGGGAGGUGUGCAGUCGGCCCGCCACGGGCCAGCACCGUUGUCCGCACACGCAGGCAACACACAAGCCUACAAAACCUGAGAAGGGCAACGAGAAGACACCAACCAAAAGUGAAGAAUCAAUUACAAUUCGUCGAAGAGAUGAAAUGGAGGCAAUGCAGGGGUAUCCUGCAAGAACUCCGACAAACCAGGGGAAGAGGGUCCACCCUGAAGAAGAUGCUCUAGCGGCCACCGCACCAAUCGAGUUACCGAUGCCGACUGAGACGGAUGCUCCCGAGGCCGGUAAUGCACUUCCGACUGCUCCAGCGGACAGGGCUGCGUCCCCGCAUGCUAACGAGGUCGAGUCGAGUACGUCAGAGGCGCUACCGAGAGUCUCUGAUGGUACUCGUCCCCCAACGAGCAUUGACGGUAAUAGUAUGAAACGUGCUCACGCUUAUCGCGUCACCCGCGAAAGUGAAACAGUUCUCACAAUCUCUCACGAGUGUCGUGCGUCAUUGCAGCAGCCGCUGGAGACGCCAGUGGACGUCCCCACCGCGCAGAAACUAGUGCCGCACGCAGCCGCUGCAACCCUCGGAGACGACACCGAAAACGAGGAAGAGGAAAUGCAGGCGGAGCAGACACCGGCGAGCUCCCAAGCGACAUCGUCACGUGCCUCGAGGAAGAGGCAGAAAUCUGACGACGACGCCUCAGCCCCAGACGUGCGCAAAUUCCGCAAGGAAAACGCGCAAAACAGCACGAAAACCGGGACAGAAAUUCGCCGCCGCGCGCGGGAUCCUAAAGUGGACAAUGACGGCUUCGAAACCGCUACGAAGACCGCAAAAGCAACACGUCAGUCGACAGCAGCACCAGUAGGCACCAGCAACAGCUUCCAAGCACUUAGUGACUCGGAAGAUGAGGAGCUGACACUGCUACCACCGAAACAGCCGCCACCGCUCGAGAUCAAAUUCGUAGGCCACUUUCGCGAGUUCCAAAACGUGCUCAACCUGCUAAUAGGCAAGGGCAAUUACAGUGUCAACGUGUCAGGUGAAGACCUACACAAAGUGAAAACCACUGAACAGUACAUAAAAGUGAGCGAAGAGUGCACCAAACGCGGCUGGAAUUUCUACACUUGCGGCGCCAAUAGGAAGAAGCCAAUUGAGAUAGUCUUCCACAAAAUACUACGUAGCAUGAAGCCUGAAGAGGUUAAAGAAGAGGUUGAGCAGAUGGGUUACUGUGUCGAUGAGAGAUGGCGCAAAACGAGGCAUUCACGGCCCGCGCCCGUGGGAACGACGUGCAGCAGCACAGAGUUCCGGCAGGAAACUCUCACCCACGUGGAGCCCCAGCGCCCGCCAACAGCCAGACAAAGAGGAGAGGCGGCCGCCGAGGCCGCGCAUCCGGAAGAACGCAUUCCAGAGUGGACGUCAACCCCGGCCAGCAGCAGGGGAACUCCAACACCCGUAACAAAGAGCGGCAGCGGCCCCACAGGCAGCCGCAGAACACUGCCCCGGCAGCAAAAGGAAAUGACGGGCAAGCUCCGCAUGCCGCCAUACAACAGGUACCCGUGCGCCAACCCGCUGCCCCUGCAGCAGCUCACCAGGUCGUAG
Molecule: messenger RNA, 1752 nt
Organism: Schistocerca cancellata (South American locust)
Lineage: Eukaryota; Metazoa; Arthropoda; Insecta; Orthoptera; Acrididae
Exons: 3
Coding region: 1-1752 (583 amino acids)
Source: RefSeq, a predicted model, not a curated record